AACUCGCGCUGCAUGAGCGCGUAGAGCGAGGGCGGAAGUGUUGUUGCCAGUGGAACGGUAUGGCGGACUCCGUGUAAGGCCGCAAGCGGUGCAACUCAGCAUGAGUUUGCAGAGCGCGGAUACCAAUGUCUCAGCCAGGUCCACCGAAGAGGAAUCCUCUCUCCUGGCUGCAGGCGAAGGGCCCCGGCAGAGGAAUCCGCCAUGGUGGAACCGGCGCACACGCAUGGAACGGACGCUAUGUGGCGUUGCGACAGUGGCCCUCGGUAUGUUCGCCGCCACGGCCGUUGCUCUUGCCCUCCUCGGUUACCACUACCAGCAGAACAUAGGUGACUUGAAAUGGGGAGGACGUGGAUUUGCAUCUUCCCAAUUCGGCAAACGCAUACCGUUCUCUUCAAAUGCCGACAGACUCAUCGGAAGUGGCGAAGAAAGCUCGACUAGUGCCAAGCUCUGCCUCACGUCAGGAUGUGUCACAGCCGCGGCGUCUCUUAUAGCAAACAUGAAUCAAAGCGCGGAUCCGUGCAGUGACUUUUACGAGUUUGCCUGCGGCGGGUGGGUGCGGCGCCAUAACAUCCCGGACGACAAGUCGUCCAUGUCUCAGUUCUCGCUUUUACAAGACGAACUGGAUGCCAAACUCCGCAUUCUGGUUGAGGAGCCAACCAAGGAUACGGAGCCCCCCUUCAUACAGAAGAUGAAGCACAUGUACAAUUCCUGCAUCAACACAUCGGUCAUUGACAACAUGGGGGAGGAACCACUGAAGCAAGUGCUGAAGGAGAUCGGCGGGUGGCCUGUGGUUGAAGGGGACUCAUGGGACGCGACCAGCUUCAACUGGCUCGACGCCUUGUCGCGCUAUCGCAAGUUCGGCUACAGCCACGACAUUCUGCUCGACCUGUCAGUCAUUCCGGACUUCAGGAACAAUACCCGUUAUAUCAUCGAUCUGGAUCAAACUUCUCUCGGCCUGCCUGACCGGACGUACCUGAUUAAAGGCCUCAAUGACUCCGCAGUCGCGGCGUACUUCAAGCUUAUGACAGAAGCUGCAAUCAUGUUGGGAGCUGACAAGAGCAAGGUCACAGAGGAACUGAAAGAAGCUCUACAGUUCGAGAUCACCCUUGCCAAUUAUUCACUUCCCAGAGAAGAACGAAGGAAUAUCAGCAAGUUGUACAACAAGAUGCCGCUCUACGAGCUCAAGAAACUCGCACCUAAGAUAAACUGGGACCGCUACUUCGCUGAGCUUCUAGUCGACCCAGUUGCACAGGACGAGCCAAUCAAUGUGGUAGUGCCACAGUUUGUGCGUGACUUCGAGUCCCUCAUCGAACGCACGGACAAGCGCAUUGUCGCUAACUACAUGGUUUGGCGAGUGGUGCUCCAGUCCUAUGCCACGCUGAGCAAGCAGUGGCGGGAGAAGCUGCAAGAGUUCAACAACAUCCUCACUGGCAAGACCAGGGAAACUGCCCGCUGGGAACAGUGCAUGGGCUCUCUGACCGGAUCCCUGGGCAUGGCUCUGUCCUCCAUGUACGUGAGGAACUUCUUCCAGGAGGACAGCAAGGGUGCAGCGAUGAACAUGGUAACCUAUAUCUUGCGAGAGUUCCUCGACAUCCUCAACGGGAUCGACUGGAUGGAUCCAAUGACCAGGCAGAGGGCCAAGGAAAAGGCUCAAGCGAUCCAGCCAUACAUAGGCUAUCCCGAGGAGUUGCUGAAGGAUGAAAACGUGGCCAAGCACUACGAAAAUGUGACACUGAAGCCCAACGAGUACUUUGACAACAUCAUGAGACUUCGAAAGUGGUCGACGGAUUACGCGUUCGGACAACUGAGGAAACCGCACAUCAAGGGAGAGUGGAAGAAGCAUGCGCAAGUCGCUGUAGUAAAUGCUUACUAUAACAGCUUGGAAAAUUGCAUCGAAUUCCCAGCAGGAAUCUUGCAGGGUGCUUUCUUUUCCAAAGACAGACCCAACUACAUGAAUUACGGAGCCAUCGGGUUCGUGAUUGGCCACGAGAUUACGCACGGAUUUGAUGAUAGAGGUCGUCAAUUUGACAAAGAUGGGAACAACCUCAACUGGUGGGAACAUGAGACAGACCUCAAGUUCCGUGACAGGGCACAGUGCAUCAUAGAGCAGUAUGGCAACUACACUGUCAAGGAAAAUGGCAUGAAGGUAAAUGGCAUCAACACACAAGGAGAGAACAUUGCUGACAACGGUGGAAUAAAAGAAGCCUACAUGGCCUAUAAGAAAUGGGUUACAGCUAAUGGCGAGGAGCAUCCCCUUCCAGGGCUGAAGUACACUACUGACCAGCUGUUCUGGAUCAGCGCUGCCAAUGUGUGGUGUGGAAAAUACAGACCAGAAGUAAUGAAGUUAAGAAUAGUGUCAGGGUCACACAGUCCUGCACCAUUCAGGGUGAUCGGCCCCAUGUCCAACACCCCUGAGUUUGCCAGGGACUUCAACUGCCCUCUCGGGUCCUCAAUGAAUCCGAGCAGCAAAUGUACUGUAUGGUGAACUGCGCAACGAGGCCAACAGUGUGAAGGAAAAGGCACGUGUGCAGAGAGCUCUGCAGGCGCAGGCGGAUUUCCGCCUACCUUUAAAUUAAAUGUGCCGAUCUGAGAAUUACGAUCAAACACAUAACGGA
Ornithodoros turicata is the source of this 2615-nucleotide messenger RNA. Its product is annotated as neprilysin-2-like. Bases 101 to 2485 code for a protein of 794 amino acids. The transcript has 18 exons. The record is from RefSeq and is a predicted model, not a curated record. Gene Ontology annotation, biological process: protein processing. Gene Ontology annotation, molecular function: metalloendopeptidase activity. NCBI's taxonomy places the organism in Eukaryota, Metazoa, Arthropoda, Arachnida, Ixodida, Argasidae. Gene Ontology annotation, cellular component: plasma membrane.